AUGUUGAGUACUGUAUGCCACAAUUACAAGUUUGACCUUGACUCUUGGUCACGAGAGGAGGUUUUCGAAUACAAUAAAAUCAAAUGCUUCUGCACUAAUUUAUUCCCACUUCAUUUUAUGCGCGUAUUGAAUAAAAUUUACAAUCUUAGUCUGCGUGUGUGCUCAAAAAUGUCUACAGCAAAGUCAGAUGAUCAUUGGAAAAGUAUACUUACUCCUGAACAAUAUCGAGUAGCACGACUUAAAGGCACUGAAGCACCUUUCACUGGUGAAUACUAUCAUAAUAAAGAAACUGGUGAAUAUCUUUGUGUAUGCUGCGGUUCAAAAUUGUUUGAGUCGUCUACAAAGUAUGACAGUGGUUCAGGUUGGCCAUCUUUUUAUCAAGUGUAUGGAUCUGAUGGACGCGAUGAUUCACAAACAAAUAUUGUUCGAACAGAAGAUAAUUCACUCGAUAGUAAACGGAUAGAAGUUUCUUGUAAACAAUGUAAUGCUCAUUUAGGCCAUGUAUUCGAGGAUGGACCUAAACCAACUGGUUUACGUUAUUGCAUCAAUAGUGCAUCAUUGAAGUUCAAAAAGACUGAAUAAUUUGACAUGAAGAAAUAGCAAACCUCAACGUUGAAGUGGUUGAUAACUUAGUCUUUACACAAAUGAUGAAUAAUGUGCUACAAAUUUGACUCUUUAUGUGUGUGUAUUUAUGUGUUGUUAGUCUCAUAUGUGAAUAAAUUCAUUCGACUGCCUUUUAUCUUUGUAAAGGAUAAAUGGUUCCUUUAUUAUAGUAAUAAUAAAAUAUAAUGCAUAUUUAUGCAUAUAUAUUAAAUUGUUUUGACG
Messenger RNA from Trichobilharzia szidati, 825 nucleotides. The record is from the annotation of a GenBank genome assembly. NCBI's taxonomy places the organism in Eukaryota, Metazoa, Platyhelminthes, Trematoda, Strigeidida, Schistosomatidae.